Molecule: messenger RNA, 419 nt
Organism: Closterium sp. NIES-67
Lineage: Eukaryota; Viridiplantae; Streptophyta; Zygnematophyceae; Desmidiales; Closteriaceae
Source: the annotation of a GenBank genome assembly
CGCCACGGCUUGACGUCGACGCCACAACGACACGACGCCAUGGCAGCGCGUCGCGACGGCCGCGGCAGCACGACGCGGCCGGCAGUACGACAACGCGGCCACGGCAGCACGACGCUGCCGCCAUGGCAGCGAGAGAGAAAGCGAGAGAGAGAGAGAGCGAGAGAGAGAGAGAGAGAGAGAGAGAAGAGAGAGAGAGAGAGAGAGAGAGAGAGAGAGAGAGAGAGAGAGAGAGAGAGAGAGAGAGAGGAGAGAGAGAGAGAGAGAGAGAGAGAGAGAGAGAGAGAGAGAGAAGAGAGAGAGAGAGAGAGAGAGGAGAGAGAGAGUAGAAGAGCGCGACGGAAGCGUGAGGAGCAGGCCCACAAGGAACGAACAGCUCUGAUUCCAUGUUAGAAGACUAACUUAGCUAGGAAGGUUGGCGG